Messenger RNA from Callithrix jacchus (white-tufted-ear marmoset), 1612 nucleotides. It is a transcript of the gene UPP1, whose product is annotated as uridine phosphorylase 1. The record is from RefSeq and is a predicted model, not a curated record. Gene Ontology annotation, cellular component: cytosol; cytoplasm. NCBI's taxonomy places the organism in Eukaryota, Metazoa, Chordata, Mammalia, Primates, Cebidae. Gene Ontology annotation, molecular function: uridine phosphorylase activity. Gene Ontology annotation, biological process: nucleotide catabolic process; uridine catabolic process.
UCCCCUUUCUUGAGAUAGAGUUUGCUCUUGUUGCUCCUACCUCAGCCUACCUAGUAGCUGGGAUUACAGGCAUGCGCCACCACGCCCGGCUACCUUUUGUAUUUUUAGUAAAGACGGGUUUUCACCAUGUUGGUUAGACUGGUCUCCAACUCCUGACCUCAGGCGAUCCACCUGCCUCGGCCUUCCAAAGUGCUGGGCUGCUGGGCGUGAACCACUGCGUCCGGCCCAACCCCACGUUUUCUCAGGAACUGGAGUUCCCUUUAGAAGGCAAGUUACAGGCGUGCUGGGCUGCCCCGGGCCGCUAGGUCGUCUUCUUUCCCAGGCUCCGUGCUCUCAUCAGAUUGCGCCUUUCCAGAAGCAGGGAGAGGACCAGGGAAGACCCCUGAGUCGGAGAAUGGGCACCGGCCGGCGGCAGGGCCCAGAGAAGCAAGGAACUCCGUAGCCCGCCGGUGGUCAGCGCGUCUAGUCUCCCGUCCCAAUUCAGGGCUUGGCGAGGUGACUCGCGGUCGUGGGUGACUCGCCGGCAGCCUUCCUGCCCCGGCCUGGAACGCCUCCCUCUACAGACGUCUGUCCGCCUCCAGCCGCUCUCCUCUGACGGGUCCUGCCUCAGUUGAGGGAAUGGCAGCCACAGAAGCCAAAGCAGAGAAACCUGAAAGUCACAAUGAUUGCCUCGUCAGACUUUCAAAUCCAAACAUAGCAUCAAUGAAAGAAGAUAUUCUCUAUCAUUUCAAUCUCACCACUAGCAGACACAAUUUCUCAGCCAUGUUUGGGGAUGUGAAGUUUGUGUGUGUUGGUGGAAGCCCCUCCCGGAUGAAAGCCUUCAUCAGGUACGUUGGUACAGAGCUGGGCCUUGACAGCCCAGGGAGAGACUAUCCCAACAUCUGCGCAGGAACUGACCGCUAUGCCAUGUAUAAAGUAGGACCCGUGCUGUCUGUCAGUCAUGGUAUGGGCAUUCCUUCUAUCUCAAUCAUGUUGCAUGAGCUCAUAAAGCUGCUGUACCAUGCCCGCUGCUCCAACGUCACUGUCAUCCGCAUUGGCACUUCUGGUGGGAUAGGUCUGGAGCCUGGCUCCGUGGUCAUAACAGAGCAGGCAGUGGAUACCUGCUUCAAGGCAGAGUUUGAGCAGAUUGUCCUGGGGAAGAGGGUGGUCCGGAAAACAGACCUGAACAAGCAGCUGGUGCAGGAGCUGUUUGUGUGUUCUACAGAGCUAAGCGAGUUCCCCACAGUGGUGGGGAACACCAUGUGUACCUUGGACUUCUAUGAAGGGCAGGGCCGUCUGGAUGGUGCUCUCUGCUCCUACACAGAGAAGGACAAGCAGACGUAUCUGCAGGCGGCCUACACAGCUGGUGUCCGGAACAUCGAGAUGGAGUCCUCGGUGUUUGCCGCCAUGUGCAACGCCUGCGGCCUCCAAGCGGCCGUGGUGUGUGUCACCCUCCUGAACCGCCUGGAAGGGGACCAGAUCACCAGCCCUUCUAAUGUGCUCGCUGAGUUCCAGCAGCGGCCGCAGCGGCUGGUGAGCUACUUCAUCAAGAAGAAACUGGGCAAGGCCUGAGCACUGCCCCGAGCCUCCGUAGACCUGCUGUUAUCACUUGCCAUUAAAAGCAUUGUCCAAA